UUAUUUUUCUCUUUUUGUGUGUGUUUGUAUGGUUUGACAAGAAUCACAAACAUAGAAACUUAUCGAAAACAAGAACAAGAUGCAGAUGUAGCCACGAAUCAUCAAAAAUAAAAUGGUGCUUCUUUCUUCGUUCUGUUCCUUUUCUCCAAUUCAUUCUUCUUCUUCAACGUUUCCAAAUUCUGCAUUAACAUAUUCAAAUUACAACUCAAUCUCCAACCUCAGAACUCAAAUUCAAUCCUCUGCUUCUUCCACAAACAUUUGCACCCAAAAAAUCGACACCUCUUUGAUCACCAUCGCUGAAUCUUUCUACGAUGAUGAACUCUGGGCUGCUUCCUCCCUCCGUGUUCGUUCCUUUAACGAAUUCCGUCCUGACACUUUCGGAGUCCAAGAUCAUGCGAAGUACUUGGCUGAGCGUGAGUUUGAAGCGCUUAAGGAGCGUAUUUCAGGGAAAAAGAUAGGUUUUAGAAGAGUUUCUUGCAUUAAUGCUUCACUUCCUUUGUCUCAUAUAUCCGGCCUCUAUGAUGAUUUAUGUUCUUCAUGUAAGUUUUCUGCCAAUGGAGAAGACAGGAUUGUAGUUGGCUCUCUUGAUCUUAAUCAGUGCUUGAAUCUUUCUGAUGAAAUUGUAGGGACGAAGCCAGAGGCCAGCGGAGCUGAUACUACAAGGGCAUACCUGAGUAAUGUAUGUGUUGCGAGAGAGUUGCAUAGAAAUGGUUUGGCCUAUGAACUUCUUGAAAAGUCAAAAUUAGUUGCUCGUAAUUGGGGCAUAACAGAUUUGUACGUCCAUGUUGCCGUUGACAACGAACCAGCAAAGAAAUUGUACAUGAAGAGUGGGUUUGUCUAUGAGAGUGAUGAACCUGCGUGGCAGGCCAGGUUUCUUGAUCGACCACGAAGACUUCUGCUAUGGAUGGGUCUUUCAAUCACCUAAUUCGACGGUGUUGUUGGGUAUCCUAUGUUAAUAUGGUUCUGUCUAUUCUUUUCAAGUUAUUUUGAGAACAUUCCCACGUUUCAUCUUAUGUUUUCCUUCCUUUCAUUCGUAAGCCACAAGUAAAUCUGGCGGCUGACAAUUAAAGAUCCAAUGUAAGAAAUGAAUUAUGAAACACACAGGGUUACUUUUUUCCUUUGAUGAUUAUUUUUACCAAAAAUAAUAGUAAUCACGAUCAAUCAUGAUCAUGUCUUAUCAA
Trifolium pratense (red clover) is the source of this 1181-nucleotide messenger RNA. RefSeq lists its product as uncharacterized. Bases 113 to 925 code for a protein of 270 amino acids. Gene Ontology annotation, molecular function: acyltransferase activity, transferring groups other than amino-acyl groups. NCBI's taxonomy places the organism in Eukaryota, Viridiplantae, Streptophyta, Magnoliopsida, Fabales, Fabaceae. Gene Ontology annotation, cellular component: chloroplast. The transcript is spliced from 6 exons. The record is from RefSeq and is a predicted model, not a curated record.